AUGCGCUCGUGGCCGCGUCACACCUACAGUACGGGGACGGACACGGCAACCGGCGGCAUCACUGAAAGCGGCAUGGGCGAGGAGGCGCGUCCUCCCAAGCCACAGACGUGCGGCCGCCCACGACUGCUUUGCGUGCUGCUUCCUUUCGCCGGCCUGCUGGGCGGCACGGGGCUGGCGCUCGCCCUCGCCGGUGUGAUUGGCGGUGGCAUCUCAGACUCCAGCCCCCUCCCUUCACCGGAGCCCAUGGCUGACAGGGAAGCUGGUUACCGUGGCAACACUACAAGCUCCUCCCUCUCGGCGGUUUCGUCCCAGGCAACGUCCACUCUCCCGACCAUUACGGCGGCGGAUUUGUUGACGUCUGUCUCCUCCUUGAGCGCCACCUGGCUGACCGGCGCCACCUCCGCGCCAGACGCAGGGGGCUGUCAGCUACUAGCGGAGCCACAGUGCCACAUGUUACCCUACAACCAAACAUGGCUGUCGUCCUCCUCUGCCGUGGUAAAAAGCUCAGAGGUGGACAUGUUGCUAAGGUUCUUCAGCUACUUGAGCAGACUGUCAUGCUACAAGCACAUCAUGUUGUUCGGCUGCUCUUUGGCCCUGCCGCAGUGUUUCCAUGACCAAGCUGACGCCCACCACAGGUGGGUGGAGUUGCCGUGCGCGUCCUUCUGUGAGGCGGCCAGGGAAGGUUGCGAACCGGUCCUGCAGAUGUUCAACGCCUCCUGGCCCGAUUUCCUGCGCUGCUCGAGGUUCAGCAACUCUACCUCGUCACCGACUCCCGCCUGCUAUACACCGCGACAGGCUGUGGGAAAACCUUCAUCGUGCGGGAAGGACGACUUCCUUUGCGCCACAGGGAAUUGUGUCCCUCAGAAGCUGGUGUGCAAUGGCCACAACGACUGCGAUGACUGGAGCGACGAGACGCACUGUGUGUGUUCAGAUGUGCAGUUUCGCUGCUCGACAGGCCGCUGCUUGCCACCGAUUCUGCUUUGCGAUGGCUACGACGACUGCGGUGACCUCAGCGACGAACUCGACUGUGUAUGCGAUACAUCGCGGGAGCACCGCUGCGGCGACGGCCGCUGCAUAUCCAAGGACUGGCUGUGCGACGGGGACCACGAUUGUCUCGACAAGAGCGACGAGCUCAACUGCUCAUGUCGCAGCCAGGGUCUUUGGGAAUGCCGUAACAGUCAGUGUAUUCCCCCGACGUUCCGUUGCGACGGAGAGGACGAUUGCAAAGACGGCAGCGACGAAGAGCGUUGCGUACGCGAACAGACUCAGGCCACCUGCCCCCCAUCGCAGCCCGGCUGCACGUCCACUUCCUGCAACCCACGACACGUUAACUGCACUGGCUGUGAGCCAAUCAGCUUGGAGCUGUGCAUGAACCUGCCCUACAACCUGACGCGCUUCCCCAACUUCCUGGGUCACGUGUCGCAGCGGGAGAGCUCCGUGUCAUGGGAGUCUUCACUCUUCCCGGCGCUGGUGCAGACGAGUUGCUACCAAUACCUCAUGUUCUACGCCUGUACCCUGCUGGUACCUAAGUGCGACCCCGUCAGCCUCAGCACUGUACCGCCCUGCAGGUCUCUGUGUCGCACGGCCAAGGAGAAGUGCGAAUCCGUGUUAGGCAUCGUGGGAUUGCAGUGGCCGGACGACUCUGAUUGCGCUCAGUUUCCCGAAGAGGGAGGCGACUCCCCCUGCCUUCUGCCCGAGGCGGGCGUAGACGAGUGCUCCCCCAGCCACUUCAAAUGCCGCUCGGGACGCUGUGUCCUCGCCAGCAAGCGCUGCGACGGUCUCGCCGACUGCGACGACCGGAGUGAUGAAGACCACUGCGGCUGUACUGAGCGCGCUCUGUGGGAAUGUCCUGACAGUGGUAUCUGCAUUAAGACCAGCAUGAUCUGCGACGGGUUCCCAGACUGCCCCCUGCUGGCCGAUGAGGUCAACUGCUCGGCAUGUGGUGAUAACGAGUUGGCGUGCAACAAUCACGAGUGCGUGCACAGAAUGCUGUGGUGCGACGGAAAGAAACACUGCAGCGACGCCUCCGAUGAGUGGGACUGUGUUUCUCUGAACCCAUCCUCAGGUUCCAUCAUGACCGUGUUGAGGACGGCCGACCACUAUCACGUGUGUGCAGACGAGUGGAAUCAGCAGCUGAGUGAACUGACCUGUGACCAGCUGGGACUAGGGGUUCCAGCAUCUAUCUCCAUGGUACCUGAGCAGGGAGGUUCUACGGGCCGCCGUCGCUGGUUACACGUUCAUCCGGAGUGGAACAACAGGAAAGGCUCUGCUCUGCAGGCACACCUCGAGAAGAGGAGUCAUUCGUGUCAUUCCGGGAGGAAGGUAGCUCUGGUCUGCGUCCGAGACGAUUGCGGUCUGCGCCCGUCAGUGGGCGUGCAACCCUCCAGGCACAAGAGGAUCCUGGGAGGGCGUGUGGCUCGGCAGGGGGCGUGGCCAUGGCAGUGCUCGCUGCAGAGCGGUCAGAGCGGUCACGUGUGCGGCUGUGUUCUUGUAGGCAGGAAGUGGGCCUUGACGGUGGCGCACUGCUUUGAGGGGAGAGAAAAGGCCCAGCUGUGGAAAGUCCUCGCGGGUCUCAACAACUUGGACCAUCCGGGUGAGCACAGUCAGAUACGCGGUGUGCGAGCCAUCACAGUGCACCCGCGCUACAACCGAGCUGUAGUGGACUAUGACAUUAGCGUCGUAGAAUUGGACUCUGAGGUGGAUGAGACUGCAUGGGUGCGACCUGUGUGUCUGCCCGGACCUGACCAGAUUCCCACUCCGGAUUCAUACUGCUACAUCACGGGAUGGGGCCACAUGGGCAACAGGAUGCCAUUCAAGCUGCAGGAGGGACAGGUGCGGAUCAUCUCCAUGUCUCAGUGCCAGUCCUACUUCGACAUGAAGACAAUCACUCCCAGAAUGCUUUGCGCAGGCUAUGAAGCCGGGACUGUCGACUCCUGCAUGGGUGAUAGUGGUGGUCCGCUGGUUUGCGAGGAGUCGCCUGGAGGGCACUGGACGUUGUUCGGCCUGACGUCUUGGGGCAGCGUGUGCUUCAGCAAAGUGUUAGGACCCGGCGUAUACAGCAACGUCAGUCAUUUCACACCGUGGAUACGCCGGCAGAUCUUCAUGCGCACGUACCUUCCCGACUGA
Nerophis lumbriciformis (worm pipefish) is the source of this 3126-nucleotide messenger RNA. Lineage: Eukaryota; Metazoa; Chordata; Actinopteri; Syngnathiformes; Syngnathidae. The record is from RefSeq and is a predicted model, not a curated record.